Messenger RNA from Cannabis sativa, 5140 nucleotides. Its product is annotated as histidine kinase 2. The record is from RefSeq and is a predicted model, not a curated record. The transcript has 15 exons. Gene Ontology annotation, molecular function: phosphorelay sensor kinase activity. Bases 610 to 4473 code for a protein of 1287 amino acids. Gene Ontology annotation, biological process: phosphorelay signal transduction system; phosphorylation. Lineage: Eukaryota; Viridiplantae; Streptophyta; Magnoliopsida; Rosales; Cannabaceae.
UGUUUUAGAUGUUGUUGGCUUUUUUUUUUUUUAAUAAUUAAAAAAAAUAAGAAAAAAAGAAAAGACAGUUCUUUUAAAUAUAUAUUAUUUUAAUUUAAUUAUUUUUUGUUUUUACCUUAUCAUUGAUUCCAGUUGGAAUUCUAGAGAAACCAACUGGGUCUAGAGUAGGAGAGUACCUCUCUGCAAAGAACAAAACUGGGGUCGUACAUCAAAACAACCAAUUUUUUUUUUUUUUCCUGAUAUUGGUUGCCCAUGAAUGAAAAAAAUGUUACUCCUUUGAGACCACUUUUUAAUUGUACAGUUCUUUGUGGGAGAGAAGAAGCAGUCAGAUAUAGGAAAGGGUCAGUUUUCCUCAUAUCUCAUUAAUGAUUCGCUCAGAGGAUACUGAGAUAAAACAAGGGUUGGGUUCAGCUUUUUCUUGUUCUGGCUUCCAUUGAUAUUUAGUGUUUGGCCUUGGUUAAAGGCUAACAUGAAAGUGAAGUUUGAUAAGCAUUGAUUUUGUUUGAGUUCGAUGAACUGGGUUUGCUCAGAUUUUUUGCCAUGUUCUAUUCAAUCCCAGUUCAUUGUUGAUUUUUCUCAGUUGGGUUUACUCUUGGGGGUCAAAUUUUGAUGAGUUGCUCUGCUGAAAAAGGAACGUUCUUUAAGCUUUCGAGAAUAUUUGUAAAGAUAAAUAGGUGGGUUUUGGUUAGUAUGUCUCUUAAUUGCAAGCUUUCUGGCCUGAAUGGUAGAUUACCAGCUAAUUUAAGGGUGAAGAAGGCAAAGGAGACUUUGUUGGGGCCAAAUUGUUUGAGAAAAUGGACCAGAAAGCUUUUGUUUUUCUGGCUUUUUGGGUUCGUAGCGAUUGGGAGCAUUUGGUUUUUGUUGAGUUUGGAUUACAAGACUUUGGAGGAGAAAGUGAAGAUUCUGACCACGUGCCAGGAUAACACAUCAAUCUCGCACAAGUGUUUCAAUGUUAGCAAGAACCAGCUUCACAAUUUAGCUUCCUUAUUCUCCAAAUCAGAUCAGAUAGCAUCACUGGAGUGUACCAAAGAACCAUUAAAUAAAAGCAUGUCAAGUGAUGGCAUUGUCUGUUCUAUGAGGGUACUUUGCUCAGACGAAUUGGAAUCACUAAAGCCUCACAAAUGGGAUGUGGAAUAUAUAGGAUCGCCAAAUCAAUGCUUAGAUCUUCAAGAGGAAAGCAACCCUUGGAAGCUGUACUCUGCGCCUCUAAAGGACACAUCUUUAUCACAUGCUUUGCAGCUUAUAGUUUCAGCUAUGCGUCAGAUUUCUGGAAAGAAUGUGUUACAAUCAGCAGCGUUGACUACCUGUGCAAGGAAACAGUGCCAGCUUUUUUGUGAUUUGUUAAUCGGAUAUUGGUGGUUCGUUGCUGGACUUAUAUUGAGUUACAAACUAGCUUCAAAAUUACGGAGGGAAAAGACAUUACCGGUUGCUGAGCAUCCAGCUAGUUGGCAGCAGAAGAUUGUUCAUGACCAGCCAUUGUCUCAACAGCAGAAAUUGGUUAAUGAAAGACCGCUGGCUCAACAAGAGAAGCAGCCACACAAACAGCAACAGCAAGGCCAUAGUCCUCCUAGGGGUGCUGGAAAAUGGAGGAAAAAGCUUCUAGUCGUUUUUUUCUUGCUUGGAUUUGCCUUAUCAUUUUUCCUAUAUUGGCACUUCAGUAGAAAACAUUAUUUUGGGAGUAAAGAAACACUAUCUAAUAUGUGUGAUGAACGAGCCCGGAUGUUACAGGAUCAAUUUAAUGUCAGUAUGAAUCAUGUUCAUGCUUUAGCUAUACUCGUAUCUACCUUUCACCAUGGAAAACAUCCUUCUGCCAUUGAUCAGAAAACAUUUGGAGAAUAUACAGAGAGAACAUCUUUCGAGAGACCGCUUACUAGUGGUGUCGCAUAUGCUUUGAAAGUUCUUCACUCAGAGAGAGAACAAUUUGAGAAGGAACAUGGAUGGACCAUAAAGAAAAUGGAAACAGAGGAACAAACUUUAGUACAUGAUUGUAUUCCAGAAAAUUUUGAUCCUGCACCUGUUGAAGAUGAAUAUGCACCUGUUAUAUUUUCUCAAGAAACUGUCUCCCACAUUGUAUCUAUUGACAUGAUGUCAGGAAAGGAAGAUCGUGAGAACAUCUUGCGGGCCAGGGCAACAGGGAAGGGAGUCCUUACUUCUCCUUUUAAGCUUUUAAAGUCAAAUAACCUUGGUGUAGUACUUACUUUCGCAGUCUAUGACACUGAACUGCCACCUGAUGCUACGGCAGAGCAACGUAUUGAGGCUACUGUUGGGUACCUUGGUGCAUCAUAUGAUGUCCCGUCAUUGGUUGAAAAGCUCCUACACCAACUUGCCAGCAAGGAGACAAUUGUUGUAAAUGUUUAUGAUACAACUAAUGCAUCUGCGCCUAUCAAUAUGUAUGGUACUGAUGUUACUGAUACUGGUCUAUUGCACACUAGCAGUCUAGACUUUGGAGAUCCAGUUCGCAAGCAUGAAAUGCAUUGCAGGUUCAAGGAAAGACCUCCUUUACCAAUGAUGGCAAUUCUUUCAUCGGGUGGAGUGGUUACUAUUACUUUACUAGUUGGCUAUAUUUUUUAUGGAGCCAUACGCCAAAUAGCAAAAGUGGAGGCAGAUUAUCGCAUGAUGGUAGAACUUAAAGCUCGUGCUGAAGCUGCAGAUGUGGCAAAAUCUCAGUUCUUAGCAACUGUCUCUCAUGAGAUAAGGACACCAAUGAAUGGUGUUUUAGGUAUGCUGCAAAUGUUGAUGGACACUGACCUUGAUGCAACCCAACAAGACUAUGCUCAAACUGCUCAUGCUAGUGGGAAAGACCUGAUUUCACUUAUAAAUGAGGUUCUUGACCAGGCUAAAAUAGAAUCGGGCAGGCUUGAACUUGAGGAUGUUCCUUUUGAUUUGCGCUCUGUACUUGAUAAUGUUCUGUCACUCUUCUCAGGAAAAUCUAAUGAAAAAGGGAUUGAGUUGGCUGUUUAUGUCUCAAAUCGAGUGCCUGAAGUUGUCAUUGGUGAUCCUGGACGCUUUCGGCAGAUAAUCACUAAUCUAGUUGGAAAUUCAAUUAAGUUCAUCCCUGACAACGGACACAUAUUUGUCACGGUGCAUCUAGCAGAUGAAGUUAAAUGCCCAGCUGACUCUAUGGACACAGUGCUUAAACAGGGUUUAGAUUCAGUUGAAGAUAAGCCAAGCAAUACCUACAAUACAUUGAGUGGUUCUCGAGUGGUUCAUAGAUGGAAAAGUUGGGAGCAUUUUAAAAAUUUAAGCAGCUCAACAGGAGAUGAAUCUGAUAGGAUUAAGCUACUGGUGACAGUCGAAGACACCGGUGUUGGAAUUCCUCAGAAUGCACAACGUAACAUUUUUACACCUUUUGUACAGGCUGAUAGUUCCACGUCAAGAACAUAUGGUGGAACAGGAAUAGGAUUGAGUAUCAGUAAAUGUUUGGUUGAACUCAUGGAUGGAGAAAUAGGAUUUGUCAGUGAACAGGACACUGGCAGUACCUUUUCAUUUACUGGAUCUUUAAGGAAAGGAAAUACCAGUUCUUUAGACACAAAGUGGCAACAAAAUGAUCCAGUUGUUUCUGAAUUCCGAGGACUAAAAGCAUUAGUAAUAGAAAAGAGAGCUAUCCGAGCUGAAGUUACGAGAUACCAUCUAGCUAGGUUGGGGAUAUCUGCUGAUAUAGCUCUAAGCAUGGAAUCGGCAUCCUCUUAUCUUUCAAAUAUUUCUAACGCCAGCUUUUCUUCCCCACAUUUGGCCAUGAUCCUUGUUGAUAAAGAUGUUUGGGAUAGUGAAGCUGGUCUAACAUUCCAUAAGUUGCUGCGGCAGCUAAGGCAAACCUGUGCUACAGAAUCCCUUACAAACCCUCCAAAGAUAUUUCUAUUGACUACCUCAAUUAGCACUAGCGAACGCAAUGCGCUCAAAUCUGCCGGUGGGGUGGAUAAUGUUCUGACAAAGCCACUUAGAUUAAGUGUUUUAAUUGCCUGCUUGCAAGAUGCCCUUGCAAAUGGUAAGAAGAGGCUCAUGAACCAAAAGAAAAAAUUACCUCUUGGAACAUUAUUGAGAGGAAGGAAAAUUUUGGUGGUGGAUGACAACAUGGUGAAUAGAAGAGUAGCGGAAGGUGCUCUAAAGAAAUAUGGAGCUAUUGUUACCUGUGUGGAUUGUGGGAAAGCUGCUUUAGAAAAGCUUGAACCACCUCACAGCUUCGAUGCUUGCUUCAUGGAUCUCCAAAUGCCUGAAAUGGAUGGGUUUACAGCAACUCGGAAAAUUCGCCUCAAGGAAAGCAAUGUAAACGAGAAAAUAGCAUCUGGAGAAGCAUCAAGCGAGAUGUUUGGAAAUGUGACUCAUUGGCACACUCCUAUCUUGGCUAUGACUGCUGAUGUAUUUCAAGCUUCAAAUGAAGAAUGUAUGAAGUGUGGAAUGGAUGGUUAUGUGUCGAAGCCGUUUGAAGAAGAUCAGCUUUACUCAGCAGUGGCACGCUUCUUUGAGUCGGGUUGAUAGAGAGUAAAGAGUGAAAAUAACACUAAUUUGUUUGUCCAUUCCAUUGUGGUUCUGCCAAGCAGUUGAUCUACGCGUCACUAUGCUUGGCUCGAGCAGUUGGAGCUUUAUGUCUCUGCAACUAAGUAGGCUAACUGCAAUUUGCUGGAGGACCUAAUCCUGUCACACCUUGUUUUAACAACUACGGAAAUUAGGUUUGUUAUGACCAAUCAGAUUCAAGUGUGCUCAGAGGUACGGCUGAGGUCCAUCGAAGACUUGGCUUCUAAGGUUUCCAUCCCUUCUACAUUGUCACGGUGGCUGUUGAAGGGAGUUAGAGAAAUGGCUUCUUCUGUACAUAAGUCACAAUUCUUUUAGUUACUUAACUGUAAAUGGUGUCCUGGUGGUACACUUUUUCUUUUCUUCUCCCUCCAUAGAAACUGGCUGUAAAGUAAAAAUGUUGUAAUGCCAGAAGUAUCCAUUUUUUGAACUCUGCUCAAAAUAAAUAAUCUCUCAUCUUUCUCAGGCUUAGUACUGGGAUGCCAAGUGGAAUUCUUGGAGGGUGUAAGAUUGCAGUUUCCAGUUUGUUGUGGCUGUUUUGACAUUAUGUCAUCCACUCAAUGCAAUGAGCCACUGUGUUAAGAUUUUUGUGUUCUGUAUUAUAUGCGUAAUUUGGUUUUAAUAUUGUAAA